AUGAAGGGCUUGCUCUUCGCCUGUGGCUUGCUGGCCACAAUGGCCUCCGCACACAUCCAGAUGGUCGACCCGAUUCCUAUCCGCAGUCCCGAGAGUAAGGAUAAGAGUGGCCAAAUCGACUACUCGUACACCAACCCACUGUCAGACAGUGGCAGCGAUUACCCUUGUAAGGGGUACGCCAACGACCCGUUCAAGUCCGUCGCCAACUACAGUCCCGGUCAACAGUACAGCUUGAAGCUGAAAGGCAGCGCGACGCACGAUGGUGGCUCCUGCCAGAUCAGUCUCUCCUACGACAAGGGCAAGAGUUUCAAAGUCAUCCACUCCAUGCUCGGCGGCUGUCCCCUCACGAAGGAGUAUCAGUUCCAGAUUCCGCAAGGCGCUCCGUCGGGAGAAGCCCUGCUCGCUUGGACUUGGUUCAACAAAGUCGGUAACCGCGAGAUGUAUAUGAACUGCGCCCAGGUCACCAUUGGAGGCGGCAACGGAGGCCAGCGCAGCGCCAAGGAAGAGAAAGCCAUCACUCGUCGUGACGGACUCGAUAGCCUCCCACCGAUGUUCAUCGCCAAUGUCAACGGCCCUGGGAAGUGCAAGACCAUCGAAGGCGAGGAUGUGAACUUCCCCAUGCCUGGACAGUCUGUGGAAGGCAAGGCCUCGGGCAAGGGCUACAAGUGUGAGGGCUCCGCUCCGUUCCUUGGUGAUGGUGGAUCGAGCCAGGCACCGAACGACAAAAAGAACAGUGGCCAGGACGGCAACAAGAACAACAACAAUAACAAGAGCAACAAUACCAAUGGUAACAACGGCAACAACAAUGGCAACAAUAAAAACCAGGACAAUGCCAACAAUGGUAAUAAGAACAACAACAACGCCAACGCCAACGGUCCUCAGCAGAACGAUAAGCCGUCUACCCACUCCACAGCGCGCAAGGAGCUUGUCCAUAAGGUUCCCAUGCCCUUCGGAGACAACGUCAAGAAUGGCGAUGUGCGCACUGCAUCCAUUGGUACCCAGGACAGCCCCAGCUGGCUUGCUGCGGCCGAAGGUUGCAAUGGGAACGGGCUCAUCUGUGCUCCUGAUGGCCAGACCUGGGCCUUGUGCAAUGACGGUAAGCCUGUCCACAUGGGCAAUGUCGCCGCAGGCACGACCUGCACACACGGCGCGAUACAGCACGCCGCGAUGGAGCCGGCUGCUUGA
Molecule: messenger RNA, 1185 nt
Organism: Aspergillus terreus NIH2624
Lineage: Eukaryota; Fungi; Ascomycota; Eurotiomycetes; Eurotiales; Aspergillaceae
Product: putative extracellular protein
Exons: 1
Coding region: 1-1185 (394 amino acids)
Source: RefSeq, a predicted model, not a curated record